Messenger RNA from Rhagoletis zephyria (snowberry fruit fly), 636 nucleotides. The record is from RefSeq and is a predicted model, not a curated record. Lineage: Eukaryota; Metazoa; Arthropoda; Insecta; Diptera; Tephritidae.
AUGCCGGACUUCUCUCACAUCAAACUGCCACCGGAAGAGGAGCGGGAACUAGUUCAGCUACUGCCGGUGCCCAGCUGGUACGGCAUUGAGCCGCGGAAGGCGCCCCGAGACUACAGUCAUAUGCGAGGGCCGGAGCUGAUCAACAACGACCUGGUCUACGGCCAGUUCGGCAUCAUGGCCGUCACCGGCUGCAACCUGACCAUUGACCACCUGAACAUGAUUCGCACCGUGGUCAACAAGCACAUGGACAAGAAGCGGAUGUUCGCCGUCUGGCGAGUGGAGGCUCCCUGGAAGCCCAUCUCUAAAAAGGCCCAAGGCAAACGCAUGGGCGGCGGCAAGUCGGCCAUUCACCACUACGCGACGCCGAUUCGCGCCGGCUCGGUGAUCGUCGAACUGGGCGGACACAUCGAGCUGGAGGACUGUCAGUUCUUCCUCGAGUCGCUGGCCAAGCGAAUGCCCUGCCAGGCGUUCGUCGUCUCGAAGGAGCUGCUGGAGCAGUGGCGCCAGGAGGAGCUGGCCAUCGAGCAGCAGAACAUCAACCCGCUCUCCUACCAGCGAGUGGUGCAGCAGAACAUGUCCGGCUGUCACCGGUGGAUCACGCCGUACGACCACCGCUGGUACGGCAAAUAUACUUAG